UUGACAGCCCUGACUUCUACUUAUGUAAUUUUUAAGUAUUUAAAAUUUACUUUUUAUCCCAAAAAUUAUGUAAGCCCCAAAACUCACAGUCUUCGCUCUCCUAUAGCCAUCAAAUAUUCCAUUUUUGCCAUCCAUUCCUUAAAAGCAAGCUCCAAUUACAAAUACUUCGCCUAUUCGACCAAUUCCAAAUGAUUCGCCACCACAGACACCUGAUUUUUUGCCAGCGCGCAAUUCAAAAUCGCCGACACCUUUCACGCCACACUCUUCAACUCGCCGAACAACAUCAAAUUCUUUGAGAACUUCAACAUUGUCUGAAACACCAUCAUCACCAAUAGCUUAUCAUAAUCAGACCAAUUCGACCCCAACGAUUUCUAUCAAAUCGAAUCAAGAUGGCACACAUAUUCCGAGCAGUGAUUCGAUUGGUUUUGGAAUACAGUGAGCAGCCGACAGCUGACAACUUGCGCAGAUCCUUUCCAAAAACGGAAAAUUGAGCGAAGAUUUGGAGAGAUUUUCUCAAUAAUUUGGUGAGUUUUUCCGUCGAAUCUGCAAAUAAAAACUGUUAUUUUUUCAGAUUUCUGUGAAUAUUUUUAAAAAGUUUUUCCCUCGAUUUUUCGCAUUUGGCUCUACUCCCAUCUCUCACCUGCCUUAUCGACUUUUAAUAACUGACCAUUGUUGUUUCAUCGAUAUGAAACUUUGACUUCUCAACCAACUUCUUAGCACCAAUUCACGAUUUCAACAUCAAUGCUCCAUUUUGGCGUAUUUUUCGACGUGAGUUGUUUUUUUUUUUUGAAAAAAAAAACUGCAAAUUAAAAAAAAGUGUGCCAACACGUCGACGCGCAAAUGCACACAUUUUUUGAGAAGGUUUUUUGAAUUUUUCAGGGUUCCACCAAAAAAUCUCCUUUUGCUGUCGAAUGCUGUCAAUUAUUUUUUUGAUUAUCAACCAACUUACUAUCUAAUUGUUUCUACACGUGAGUGAAAAAACAUGAAUUUUAAGCUAAAAAAUUCACAGAUCGGCAAAUUUCAAAAAAAGAUUUAUUUUAAAAAGUUACGCAUGGGAAUACAAAUUGUGAAGUUUAAUGAGACAUAGACUAUGAAAGAAAAAUAAAUAAAUUUAAAACAAAAAAAUGAAUAAAUUCAAAACAAAAAUGGAAUUCGCGUGCAUAAAACUAUGAAAAAAAUUAAUCUACCUAUGAAAUGUUUCAUAGUUUGUUUUUCAAUAAAAUCUGAACGCUGAUCCUAUAGCUUCAAGUGUAAUUCAAAGCUUCACCUAAUCAUUUUAACAUAGUAAUUACCCAAUAUUUUUCAAUAAAGCUCAAAUCUCAUCUGUUAAUUUUGCUACACCCCCCCCCCGCCCAAACCUCAAAAUAAACUAACUUGACCGGCCCGUUCCGUGAAAAGUUGUUGAUCUUUUUGAACAUCCCGUCCAAAGAAACAUCUUUUUCGAAAGCCUGAAAAUUCUACUAUCUUUUUUUCAAUAUCUUCGCCUAUUCUUAAACUUACAUCAGAAAAUGGCAAUUGUGGAUUUUAUGGAACCCCUGCAUUCUGUGACUGUUGUCUCUGAAAAAAAAAUAAGAAAAUUAAAAAUGUACCAAACCACCCCAUUAUGAAACUUUUAGACACACAAAAAAUAAAAAUUUCGUGCAAAAAAAAAAUAAAAGAAAAACAACGAUACUCCGCGUGCGCGUUGUUUAGCGUGUUUAUUUUGUUGUUUUAUUGCAGGGUAGAUGAGAGAGGGUGGGAGAUAGAGAGAGGGUUAGAGAGUGAGAGAGAUGUAUGUAAUUAUUGAUUGAACGUUUUUUUUCGAACUGAAUCAUUUUCUGGUUUUUUUCAGCGCAGAAAGUGUUAUUAAUGGGGUGAUUUGACAUUUUUUAAUUUUCUUAUUUUUUAGAGACAACAGUCACAUAA
Molecule: messenger RNA, 1905 nt
Organism: Caenorhabditis angaria
Lineage: Eukaryota; Metazoa; Nematoda; Chromadorea; Rhabditida; Rhabditidae
Source: the annotation of a GenBank genome assembly